CGAUGACGGCUCUUUUGCCAAAUGUCAUUUUAAAGGUGUCUUUUCUUGACCGGUUCUUAUUAUUUUCUCGGUUUACUAAACAAAAUGGCUCCACAAAAUUCAUUCGUCUCAUUUGUUAUAUCGUCUAUACUUGUUGUCGUUCUUCUCGCCACAUUGCGCUUUUACAAUCCAUGGUUCAAUGAAUCACCACAAAAUACUGUCGUAGGUGGUUUUCUCGGAUCAUGGUUAUUUAUUUUCACACUUACAUCAGUGUCAAAUAUUGAAAUGAUAACAUUUGGUAACAAUUUCCAAGCUAAAUUCAUUCCAGAGAUAUUAUUUUGUUUGACAACAUCUGUAAUAGCUUGUGGUGUGGUGCAUCGAGUUUGUGCAACAACUUGUAUUCUCUUUUCGAUUGUUAGUCUUUUCUUUUUGAAUAAAAUUUCACAGAAAUAUCAUAAUGCAGGAUCAACUGUCGUCGAACAAGUUUCCUUCCGUAAAGCUGGUGGACGGAAAAAUAAAUAAACUCAAAAGUGACUAUUUGAUUAAGAUUAGUUAUUUGUAAUGCAUUUUAUGAAAGUAUUUUACACAAAAAAAAUAACGUAAAGGUUUACUUAAAUA
This is a messenger RNA of Eupeodes corollae, 597 nucleotides long. Its product is annotated as protein KRTCAP2 homolog. The record is from RefSeq and is a predicted model, not a curated record. The transcript is spliced from 3 exons. The coding region runs from base 85 to 501 and encodes 138 amino acids. Lineage: Eukaryota; Metazoa; Arthropoda; Insecta; Diptera; Syrphidae.